UACGGAUUGACAGAUUCACACACGUAGAGAAUUAAGAAAAUUCUCAAUUGUGCAGGUUUCCUCACUUCUUUACCGCUUGAGACAAAUGAUAUACCUUACAUAGGUAUUUCAAAUGAUAUUUCUUAUAACAGAAAAAUUUAAGGUGCAUGCCCCGGACCGGAUUCGAACCUACGCCCUCCGAAUCGAAGGUAGAGGUCAUAUACACUGAGCUAUCACGGCUUUUUUUUUGGUAUAUUUUGACUGAACUACGUAUAAGUACCAACUCGUAGCUAUCUACAGUUUGGGACUGGCAAUGAUCGGAUUAACUUACGAGCGAUGAGCUUAUAUUUUUGUAUAUUUUAUUAAAUAACCACUUUUAUUAUUGUAGAUAACUAGUAAAGCCUUUUUUCUAGUACAUUUUAAUUUUGUCUUAGACAAAAUUAAAAUUAGGUUUUCUAGGGUUUUCUGUACUCAAUUAAAUCUAUGAGUCUAAUCUAUCUAUGUACCGUAGAUACUAUAUAUGAAUAAUCUGUGACUCGAACUCCUAAGUCGUAUUGAGCGACGCAGUACUGAUACGUACUACCUUUUAGGUCAGGAGGUCAGCCAUAUGUAAACUUUUGGUAUGCCAUUGACACAAAGAUCUAUUUUCAUGAGUUGCCAUAACAACUGCACUUAUUGACUUCAAAACCUUUUAACGUGCUGGACUUGACAACUAAAACUCAAAGCAUAACAGCCCUUAUUAACCGAACAAUAGAGUUUUUAGCACAAAAUAUGAACUGCACAUUUAAAGUUGUCGUUUGAAAACUCAACCCAAUAACACCUCAAGUGUUAUAAUUGGAUUAAACGCCGCUGUUAUUGGCUCAAUUUGUCGUUUCUAACUAAAUUUCAUUUCAACCAAUAGUGAAUCAAAGUUCAGCCUAUCAGGAGGCAUUAAAUUGUCGUGUUAUCUAGUUACAACCAAUAGCAUACUUCAUUGUCACUAUUAAUAUUGUUGUCAAAAGUUUUCAAAUCAGUUUUUGACCCGAAGUUUUCGAUAGUGUUGUAUUAAAUAUUUUUGUAAGGGUUUAUUUUUUAAAAUGUCUCAUUCGUACGGCCAUAGAGGCAGUUCUAGCCCCCAUUCAAGAUCAGAAAGCCAAAUGGGGAAUUAUGGAGAAGAACUUACCGACGCAGAGCUCAUAAAACAGGUAAACGAUAUAAAACAAACUAUAAGAAUAAUUUCUCUCGAGAACGAAAUCUUCGAACGCGUUAUAAUGAGACUGGAGCCAGGGUUGAUGCACGGAAUACAACAGGCAUUGGACUACGCCACGAAACUGCAGAGCUCCUCUUCCUUAAACAUUGGUAGCUUCGUUAAGUCCCAAACAUCGCGAUACGGCUUAGAAUCUCUCGCGAGUCCAUCCAGAAUGCUGACCAGCCCGUCAAGAGUAUCAACAAGACGAGUGGAAUCAUCAGCUAAAGUCAGUGGCACUGUGAUUUUCGGCUCUGGACCUAGAAUCAACGUUUUAGAACGUUCCGAACUAGUUUCCAGCGAAAUGGAAAUAUUGAUUGGCAAUUUGGAAAAGGCAAGGAAGGAAGCGGCCAAACAACACGCUCUUCUAAAAGCGCAGUUAGAAGAAAUUAGUAUCAGGGAGACUGAUAUUAAAAAGGCAGCAGAAAUGUUCGAACAAGAAGUAAUAGUUGAAGGAUGGGACAAAAUCGCUCAGAGAAUUCCUGCAGAGAUUUGGAUAAGAUCGAUGACUGAAUGGGUCAAAAUAACCGACAGCCACAUAGAAAAGUUUAGGCUCAGAACGAGCACUUUAAAUUCUCAAUACAGUAACUUGAAAGGGCAAAUUAAAGUUAAAGCUGAAUUGAGUGAAAAUUUGCGUGCAGUUGAUUUUGAGAAGCUCAAAAUAGAGAACAGGGAGUGUUUGGAAAUCAUAGAUUACAAAUUACAACAACUCGCUGAGUUGAAAAAGAUGACGGGCGAUGCUAAUCUCAAUUUAACAGUGCAUAAAAAAGCAAUGAUGGAGCAAAAUGCCUAUUUGACAGAUAUACUUAAGUCUAUUAAAGAGAAAUAUAAAAAGACAGUGGACUUAGAUAAAGAAAGGGACGUGAUAAAUGUACAAGCGGACAUUUUGGCUCAGAGAUUAGAAGACGUGAAAAAAGUAAGGUUAGCUUAUGAGGUGCCUGAUAUUAUGGAUUAUGUGAAAGUAAAAUCAGAGGUUGCAGAUUUGAAACACAGCAUCAAGCUACUGGGGAACAGAGUGAAUAUACAACAAAUUGCGUUGGCGUCGCUAAAUAAGAAAUUAAAAUCUAUAGUUACGAAUUAACAACAAAUUUUUGAAGUAAUAUUUAGUUUGAAGUAAUAUUUAGUUUCUUCUUUUGCUCUCUGGUUUCUUUGUGUAUGUCGUACAAUCAUGAAAAUAAAUUGUGUUAGAAUAUGAUUUCUUUUGAAAUGACCGUAGUCACACAAUAGUCUAUUCAAUUUUCUGUAGACGGUUACUAAGUCGCACCGGUGGUUCGAACGAGCGCAAAAGGUUUAUCAGUCGAGCGCGAAAGCUAUAAGAGCGUAUCCUGUGAGACAAAGCACAGACCUCGGCUAAGUAAAACCCCUCUUUCUGAGAGGAGACUAGCGCUAAACGGUGAGCCGAAUAUGGGUUAUUAAUGAGUAUGGUUGGGCACCACUUUUUUAUGUGGUAUAGGCUUGCGCUUGAACACAAUCAUGCCUGAUCGAAAGCUAUGAUGAGGUCCAAGAUGAAGCGCGCUUGCCUAGAAGAUACCUACCUAUUCACUCUUGCCUUGAAGGUGCACAAGUCUUACGUGUCAGGAAACAGACGCCGGAAGGAACAAGGGCAUUUCACGUCUAAGAAAUUAGUAAGAAAUUUGGACCUGUGUGGAAU
This is a messenger RNA of Bicyclus anynana (squinting bush brown), 2855 nucleotides long. Its product is annotated as coiled-coil domain-containing protein 113-like. Gene Ontology annotation, cellular component: axoneme; ciliary basal body. Lineage: Eukaryota; Metazoa; Arthropoda; Insecta; Lepidoptera; Nymphalidae. The record is from RefSeq and is a predicted model, not a curated record. Gene Ontology annotation, biological process: cilium assembly. Bases 1056 to 2285 code for a protein of 409 amino acids. The transcript has 2 exons.